GCUGCCUGCCCGCCUUCGGUCGCGUGUGCGAUCCCUCCCUUCUUAGCCCCUCAGAUUACCGGGAUAGCCAUUUCCCGUGGGGAGGGACUGGAUUAAACAGAACCGGCCGAGUCAAUAGCGAGAAGCACCGCUGCUCUGUGCGCCCUCCGCCUGGCAGAGGCGACUAUGGCACAGGCUCAGAGGUUGGGGAGGAGAUACAUUAAAGCCUUUUUUAAAGGUUUCUUUGUUGCCGUUCCUGUAACUGUGACUUUUCUGGAUAGAGUUGCCUGUGUCGCAAGGGUGGAAGGAGCAUCAAUGCAGCCUUCUUUGAAUCCUGGGGGAAGACAAGCAUCUGAUGUAGUACUCUUGAACCACUGGAGCAUUAGAAAUUAUGAUGUACAACGUGGGGACAUUGUGUCACUGGUGUCUCCUAGAAAUCCUGAACAGAAGAUCAUUAAACGAGUGAUUGCUCUUGAAGGAGACAUUAUUAAAACCAUUGGAUACAAAAAGAAGUAUGUGAAAGUUCCACACGGUCAUAUUUGGGUGGAAGGAGAUCACCAUGGGCACAGCUUUGACAGCAACGCUUUUGGUCCUGUUUCUCUUGGUCUCCUCCAUGGCCGAGCCACUCAUAUUCUCUGGCCCCCACAGCGCUGGCAGAAGCUGCAGCCGAUGCUUCCUCCGGAGCGCAAGCCGCUCCACAGGGAGCAGGAGUGACCUGAGCCUUCAGGCAGGAAACCACUGACGUGAAAUUCAACCAGAAAGAGUUCCAGUGGUCUUACCAUCACCUGUAAGAGCUUUGCCAUGUGCUCUGACAUCAGUGUCAACAAAUACAUGUGACGUCUAAAUGUUACAAUGCCGCCAGAAAUUCUUUGUGUUUCAUUUGUUUGCUUGUUCUAUUGUUUGGUGGGUUUUAAAAAUUUCCAACAUUAGGGCAUUGUAUAUUAAUUCAGUUUGAAAUAAUUGGUUGUAAAAACUGAAUGUUCAUUUUUUUUUCUGGAAGCAGUAACAUGCUUGGCUUAUGUCUGUACCUGUGCUUCUCUGGACAAGAAACUAUUAAAAACUUCGAUAAACUA
Messenger RNA from Melozone crissalis (California towhee), 1052 nucleotides. It is a transcript of the gene IMMP2L, whose product is annotated as inner mitochondrial membrane peptidase subunit 2. Gene Ontology annotation, molecular function: serine-type endopeptidase activity. NCBI's taxonomy places the organism in Eukaryota, Metazoa, Chordata, Aves, Passeriformes, Passerellidae. Gene Ontology annotation, biological process: mitochondrial respiratory chain complex assembly. The record is from RefSeq and is a predicted model, not a curated record. Gene Ontology annotation, cellular component: membrane; mitochondrial inner membrane peptidase complex. The transcript is spliced from 6 exons. The coding region runs from base 166 to 693 and encodes 175 amino acids.